GCGAGCAGGCGCGCUGCCGCCGCCCCGGCUGCCCACCGCCCGCCGCCGCCCACCGCCCGCCGCCGCCCGCCGCCUGCCGCCCGCGCCAUGGAGGGCGUGAGCGCGCUGCUGGCCCGCUACCCCACGGCCGGCCUGGCCGGCGGCCUGGGGCUCACGGCGUGCGCCGCGGCCGGCGUGCUGCUCUACCGGAUCGCGCGGAGGAUGAAACCGACACACAUUACGGUCAACUGCUGGUUCUGCAACCAGGACACGCUGGUGCCCUACGGGAACCGCAACUGCUGGGACUGCCCCCACUGCGAGCAGUACAACGGCUUCCAGGAGAAUGGUGACUACAACAAGCCGAUCCCUGCCCAGUACAUGGAGCACCUGAACCACGUGGUGAGCAGCACACCGAGCCGCCGCGACCCCCCGCAGCCACAGCAGUGGGUCAGCAGCCAGGUGCUGCUGUGUAAGAGGUGCAGCCACCACCAAACCACCAAGAUCAAGCAGCUGGCUGCCUUUGCACCACGCGAGGAGGACAGGUACGACGAGGAGAUCGAGGUGUUCCGGCACCACCUAGAGCAGUUGUACAAGCUGUGCCGGCCGUGCCAGGCAGCCGUCGAGUACUACAUUAAGUACCAGAACCGCCAGCUGCGCGCCCUGCUGCUCAGCCACCAGUUCAGGCGCCGAGAGGCCGACCAGACCUACGUGCAGAGCUUUUCCCCCUCUGCGGUGAAGGCCCCAGUCCAGGUCAUCCUGCUGCGCAUCCUCGCCUUCCUGGCCUGCGCCUUCCUGCUGACCACUGCGCUAUACGGCCCCAGCGACCCCUUCACCCCAGGCGCAGCCCUGCCUCCGGCCCUGCUGCCUGGUGGCAACAGCUCAUCUGCGCCGGACAAUGGCACCGUCCCCGGGGCUGAGGGCUGGCAACAGAUGCUGAGCCUGCUGCCUGAGCCCGCCACUGAGAAGCUGCGUGAAGCCUGGGCCUUUGGGCAGAGCCACCAGAUUGGUGUGGUGGCUCUGGGCUUGCUCCUGUGCCUGCUGGCCAUGCUGCUGGCUGGCCGCAUCAGGCUGCGCAGGAUCGAUGCCUUCUGCAGUGGCCUGUGGGCCCUGCUGUUGGGCCUGCACCUGGCCGAGCAGUACCUGCAGACCGCCUCACCCAGCUGGCUGGACACGCUCAAGUUCAGCACCACGUCUCUGUGCUGCCUCGUGGGCUUCACAGCAGCCGUGGCCACCAAGAAGGCGACGGGCCCGCGGAGGUUCCGGCCCAGAAGGUACUUCCCAGGGGACGCCGCUAGCCUCUUCCCCACCAGCCCCACCCUGGCUGUGCCUUACCCAGCUGUCGGAGGCUCGUCGCCGCCCCUCUUCAUCCCCAGCCCACCCGGCUUCCUGCCGCUCACCAACCGGCAGCUGUUCCGGUCUGCCCGGCGGGCCUCGCCCUCCUCGCUGCCCGGCCGCCUCAGCCAGGCCCUCUCGCUGGGGACCAUCCCCCCUCUAACUCGAACAGACUCAGGCUACUUGUUCAGUGGGAGUCGCCCCCCGUCUCGAGUGUCUCCGUCUGCAGAGGCCCCUGUAGCAGAUUACUUGUCUGUGCUGUCCGGAAGCUGCCCCACCUCUCCACUGCCUUCGCCAGCGCCCUCCGUGGCCUCCAGCUCCGGCUCUCUGCGCCAUCGCAGGCCCCUCAUCAGCCCUGCCAGGCUCAACCUGAAAGGACAGAAGCUGCUGCUGUUCCCAUCACCCUCUGGGGAGACGCCCUACACCCCCAGCAGCUCAGACGAGCACUCGCCCUCCAACAGCAGCCUCUUCACCCUCGAGUCGCCCCAGCUUCCCCCGCGGCAGCCAGUGCAGGACUCCAAGCACACAGUGGACGUGAGAGCCACGCCAGCCCACGACCGCACCUGCAGCAGCCGCCGCAUCAAAAAGGAGGACGAUUCGUCACAGUCAUCCAACUGUGUGGUGGACACCACCACCAAGGGGUGCGCCGAGGAAGCCGCCACCUGGAAAGGUCGGCUGGGCCCCUCCCUCCUUCGCGGCCUCCUGGCUGUGAGCCUGGCGGCCAACGCCCUCUUCACCUCAGCCUACCUGUACCAGAGCCUGCGCUGAGGCCCUGCCUGCCACAGUGGUCCUCCAGGGCACACCGCUGCUCCUCGGGCCUGGCUCACAC
Molecule: messenger RNA, 2140 nt
Organism: Ochotona princeps (American pika)
Lineage: Eukaryota; Metazoa; Chordata; Mammalia; Lagomorpha; Ochotonidae
Gene: TMEM201
Product: transmembrane protein 201
Exons: 11
Coding region: 88-2079 (663 amino acids)
Biological process (GO): nuclear migration along microtubule
Cellular component (GO): nuclear inner membrane
Molecular function (GO): lamin binding; actin filament binding
Source: RefSeq, a predicted model, not a curated record